GAGCCAGAAAAGAGGGGAGGUCUGUGGAAUAACUUCGUAGCUUUCAGCUCCAGUAGGGCGCAGUUAACCUUAAAAAACAGUUUUCUGUGCGUAUAAACCAGAUUCUGAAAAAGGUAUAUCUGCUUAGGUGAUCAUUUUAAUGGCAGCGAGUGUAGGAUUGGCCAUGAAUCCGCCGCACACGACAGAAGAAAGGGCGGUUUUCACGCAGCUGAAGCCGGUGAGGAUGUCGGGAGCGGACGGCGCCGAGGACGCGUCCGUGUUUGAGGACGUCAAACCCGGGACUCGACUAGAGUUGGACAAAUACCUGCCACAGGUCAGCGGUCCUCUCUUGACUUCCACCAGCGACACCGGCGACAAAAAGUACAGGCGAGAGAGCGCCUCCGUCGUCGACGAGUACUUCUCAGAGGACAAACCUUCCGCCCCUUACAGCCUCAACAUCAACCUCAUCCUUCCCAGCACCACUCACCUCCGCACAGGCCUCUACAGGCCCAACACCAAGACCCUCACGCCCCAGCAGAUCAAGACAGAGCCCGGGCUGGAGGUGCCCUGCUCCAUCCCCACCACCACCACCCAGGCCUUGCCAGACUUCACCUCCGUCUUCAGCAUGCCGCCUGUAGUCAACAAUGUUUUCAUCAAACCAGACAUGAGCUCUGGCGGCGCGGUCAGUGUUGCCGCAGGAUCGCAGCAGCAACCGAAUUUGGACACAGAUCUUCACAUCGGACCCCAAGCCCCCCAGCCGCAGGUCUACCACAUGCCCAUCAGCAGCUGCGCCGACCUCACCAUGACUCUGUCGCACACCAGCCCGGCUGGGACACACGGCUCCUCAAACAGCAGGACCAUGCUGAACCUCAGCAGCGUCGCGUUGCCGAGGAGCAACGGCAACUACAUGAUGGCAGAACACCAACUGCCGCAGCACCACGGUUACUACCACGCCCCCGCCAAUUCAUCCCAGCACACGGCGCCCCACAGCCUGCCGCCCUCACCCCCAAACUCCCAGCCGGGGAGCCCAGAUGGCCAGGCGGAGCUGCUCAGCUUAGCGCCCCAACCGCCUCCGUACCAGCAGCUCCUGGGAGAGAUGAAGGUGGCGGGGUUGUCCACUCAUGCUAUGCUGAUGACACACGGCCAGGGCGUCCUGACAGGUCCCAAAUACAACAGGCGGAACAACCCAGAGCUGGAGAAGAGGAGGAUCCACUUCUGUGACUACCAAGGCUGCACCAAAGUUUACACAAAGAGCUCCCAUCUGAAGGCACACCAGAGGACACACACAGGUGAGAAGCCGUACCGUUGCACAUGGGAUAACUGCGACUGGCGUUUCGCCCGGUCAGACGAGCUCACCAGACACUACCGGAAACACACCGGGGCCAAACCCUUCAAGUGCAUCGCCUGCAGCCGCUGCUUCUCCCGCUCUGACCACCUGGCCCUGCACAUGAAGCGUCACCAGAACUAGCACGGACACACCUGUGUGUGUGUGUGUGUGUGUGUGUGUGUGUGUGUAUAUAUAAAAAUAUAUAUACAAUCACACACAAAGAGUUCAGUAUCCAAACAUGACAGCCACCUGAACCUAACACCUUUAAUCAAGAACAGAUAAAGAACCAAAAUCAUCCCUGCGUGCCCGUCUUUACUCUGGUGCUCCUUGCUAACAUAAGCCGAGUGAUGGUUGGCAUCUAGCAGUAUCCAAAGGUUGUUAUACACAGGUAGAUAUUUUUGGACAGGUGAGAAGCUUGUGAGGAAGGAUCACAUCCUUAUUGAUGCACCUACUUGUUGGUCAGGGUCUAGAUUGUUCAGUGGAUGGAUUAUGGGAGAUACAGUGAGUUGUCUCCUCUUCCUCUCUGGCGGGUGAAAAGAGGAUCGAGGUGUAACAGGGAGAGUGUGGUAAACACUGGGAAUCAAAAAUAAAAAAAAAAACUAAAGGUGAUACAGGCGAACUGGCCUGUGAUGUAAUUACCUGCCCUGUUGUCCAAUCAGCAUUUAUGGAAACAGGGAAAUUAUGUCCAUUGCGAACAUAACAUGGCUGUAUAGCAUGCAAAAUGUCGUGCUGUUUAGCUUUAGAGCUUCUCCAGGUUCUCAUUUUCCCCUGUGUGAGAUAGUGCUGAUCACCUGCUAUCGGUCAACACGGUGUUUGCCGAGGUCUCAACACCAGAGCUAAUCAUCUACCAGGGACUCAGAGAUGAUUUUGGUGUUCCCAUCUCUGAACAGUUGAGGUGUGUUGAUUUAAAACAUGCACUAGUCCAGCUCAUAUACAUACAUCCAUGUUCACAUACACACUUUACAUUCAUUACUUCCUACAAAAACUGCAGUCACUGGAACUGCAGUAUGGAUCUGAGACUCCUUCUUAACACAUCCUGGACACACUGUGUUGUCCCUACAAAUCUGCUGCCAACUUCUUCACCAUCAGCACUGUCCUGUCGCCAUCUUUUUCCAUUUUGAGGUAUGAACUUUCAAGGAGAGGUGGAAAUGCCUCUGUAAAUAUUUGUUUAUAAGUGUGCAUAUGUGUGUCUGAGAAUACAACGAAUGUAUUGAGAUUAUACUUGACAUCUUUUUUUCGUUUUUCUUUUUUUUUACAUUGAAUGUUAAUAUGAGUAAUAUUCCAUCUUGAAACUUCCUUGCGAUUUGCCUCCCUGUAAGGGCCUCAAAAAAAAAAAGUAUAAACAAAUAAUAACAGACACAAUCAGAGAACUCUCCAUGGAAAAAGUUAACGAUCGCCUUGCGUAAUACCUGUAGUAAUACCUGUCGAGCUCAGAGCAACUUGCCAAUGUUUGUAUCCAUGACAUUACCCGUUGCCAGGGUGACCAACCUCCUUUGAUGACGGUUUGCGGUGUGCUUGCAGUUUCUAUUCAGCUCUGUUUUUAUCCCCACUUUUUUUUUUCUCUCUCUCUCUCUCUCUCUCCCGUAUUUGUUCAACACUUCAGCUAAAGAAAGGCAGAGAUGGGUGGAUAGACUUCUUAUGUAAUCAUUCCUGAUUGUGGUGAAUUAGACUCUCACAGAUUGAAAAGGCAGUCCUGUUAAGCAGAUGAACGGCAGGUUAACGUGAACUCGGUUGCAUGACAUUACCUGGUACAUUGCGGCCCCUGCAUUCUUUAUGGGUUUAAGGAAGUCUUCUCCUCCAGCUGGGAAUGCCCACACAUUUUUGUGCAGUGUUGUAGCAGUAACAUUUGCCAACAAAAGGAUUCACAAGAUGAAAAAAAAAUGCUGCACAGUACAAAGAGUUUCAUUCUGUGAACUGAAACUGUCAUUACGGGGGGGAAAUAUAACCAAGGAAUGGUUUGAGAAUUUGAUAAAAUAAUAUAUUUACCAACUGCAUGAUCAACUUUAUAGUUUAGAGGAAUUGACAGUCAUCAACCACCUUUUCUCUUUUUGGACAGAGAUACAAACAGUUUGAAAAUAGUGUUGAAUCUAAACCUUUCCAGGGUAGGGCCUGUGUAUAUUCUCAUUUGUCCAGGUCAUAGUAUCCUAAAGGAGUUUUUUUAAAUCGAAAACAACUGGACUAGGUUAUUUGUCUGGGAAGACGUUUCACCUCUCAUCCAAGAGGCUUCAUCAGUUCGUGUAUCUGACCAGGCUAGGACUGGUCCUACUUUCUGGUGUGGAGACCCAGGUAUUUAACCUCUUGUGGGCGUUCACAAGGAUGAUGACUUUCCAGGGUAAACAGGUUAUUAAAAAGUCCUUUAUAACAACUACUAUAUAACAAGUAUUUACUCUUCCAGCUUUUGGACAAAGUUAAAGCUUCAGCUACAACAGCAAACCAAUGCAAACGUGACACUUUUCCAGACAGCUGUCAGAACAAUGAUUGAAUUUUUAACGUCUUCCAGUGGACAUUGUUUAGGGAUCAGUAACAUGAAGUCCACAGAAAUCAGUCCACAGUCUCCACUGAUCAGAGGCAGUGAAGUUAUUGUGGUUUGAUAUUUAAUCAGUCAACUGAAUCAAACAUAAACCACUAAUUGAAUUAAAUCUUUGAUGUUGAGGCCCCCUACCUGAUCUCACCUUAGACUCUUUUCUUCUGUCUUCUCCUCUUUUCUAGCGCUUCACUGUGAGUAAGAAUAAUAAGUUAACACAAGAUGUGCAGCCUCAGUGACAUGGUGCAUGUUAAAGUACAUAAUGUUUGUACAAGUGAUGUCAUGUCGUCUCUAAUGUCAUUCAAGCACGUCAUGGAACUGGAUUGUAAUUCAUCCAAAAACUAGCUCCUUCAUGUAUUGCAUGACAUUUAUCCACGAAGGGAACCUGUUCAAUUAUUGUCAGACCAGUUCUACACCUAUUGAAAUGUGCCACCUAUGGAAAUGGAAAAUAACAGCAGCAGCACUUUGUAACAGAAAAUCUAAAAUGCAUUCGCACUGUCACAACUGGGGGGGGGACUCCCAUUGUGAUACUUGUUUCCUGUAGGUGGCACAUUACUGUUUAAAUUGAAGCAGCUGCUACUCUCCAUGCCAGUAGAUGGUGCAGAUCAGAUCACGGGAACAUGCCAUGGCGACUGAGGCUGUAGGAUCCACCCACUUUGAACUUCACAGAGGUUAAAACAAGCAUGAAGCAUUGAUCGCCUGAUCUCUGUUUACCUACAGGAAACACCAUCCUGUUAUUUCAAAAACUAUUAUUGCUUUAUUCUUUAUUCCCAAGGAAACAAGUUCUCUUUCAAGGAGGGAGCACUGACCACCCACUGUGUACAUAACUGUAGUUUUAGUUUCAACAGAAGACUUUGUAAAUAUUUGUUUGGUUUUAUUUCCUAUAAUAAUAUUAAUAUUUGUUUGUUUUUUUCUUUUUUAACUAAUGGGAUUUUAGAUCAGUUUUAUGUGAACGCCUGUUUAAUUUUUUUUGGUUUUUUGAUACGUUGUGUGUAAGAGAAUUUAUCAGUUUAUGUAAGAUUAAUAAGAACAACAAUGUUUUGUUUGUUUUUUUUCUGUUUGUUGAAGAUGCUUCAAUGAGAUAAUAAAAGGAUUCAUAAAAUAAUAAUGGAUUGUUGUCUUGUUUCUUUUAUC
This is a messenger RNA of Seriola aureovittata, 4964 nucleotides long. It is a transcript of the gene klf5l, whose product is annotated as Kruppel like factor 5 like. Lineage: Eukaryota; Metazoa; Chordata; Actinopteri; Carangiformes; Carangidae. The coding region runs from base 140 to 1447 and encodes 435 amino acids. Gene Ontology annotation, molecular function: RNA polymerase II cis-regulatory region sequence-specific DNA binding; DNA-binding transcription factor activity, RNA polymerase II-specific. Gene Ontology annotation, biological process: regulation of transcription by RNA polymerase II. The transcript has 4 exons. The record is from RefSeq and is a predicted model, not a curated record.